AUGCAAAGCUCCCCCAAACUCAGGCUCGGAAUAUUACAACUACAAGGGCUUUUCAGUAUCAUUUUAGUUGCCCUGGUCAGUUCUGACUACAAGGUUCUUUUGGCUGACGUAUCAGGAAACGGUUCCGCAUCAGAUGCUCAAAUAUACAACCAAAGUGAGCUGAAGCAAGGUCUCGAGAACGGCGACAUUAUGGGUUGGCCAAAUCCAGAUCCCUUACCCAAUGACACCCAAGAUGUCCCAUACUUCAUUGUGGGCGACGAUGCUUUCUCUCUGAGAACAUACCUAAUGAAGCCAUACAGUGCAAAGGCCCUGACCAGGGAAGAGCGUAUCUAUAACUACAGGCUGUCGAGGGCCAGGAGAGUCGUCGAGAACAUAUUUGGUAUCAUGGCGAAUAUAUAG
Messenger RNA from Lytechinus variegatus (green sea urchin), 399 nucleotides. RefSeq lists its product as uncharacterized. The coding region runs from base 1 to 399 and encodes 132 amino acids. NCBI's taxonomy places the organism in Eukaryota, Metazoa, Echinodermata, Echinoidea, Temnopleuroida, Toxopneustidae. The transcript has a single exon. The record is from RefSeq and is a predicted model, not a curated record.